CAUACAUUAGGUUCCUUGCAUCUAAUGCCGAAGCUGGUUCAGUCAUUGGGAAGGGUGGCUCAACAAUUACUGAUUUUCAAUCCCAGUCCGGAGCACGGAUUCAGUUGUCACGCAAUCAUGAAUUAUUUCCAGGAACAUCUGACAGGAUCAUUAUGGUAUCUGGAACAGUUGAUGAAAUACUCAAGGGGAUGGAACUAAUUCUUGCUAAAUUGCUAAACGAAUUUUAUAUUGAAGAUGGUGAUGACGUUGACCCAAGAUCAAAACUUAGACUGAUUGUACCAAAUAGCUCAUGCGGUGGAAUAAUUGGGAAGGGUGGUGCCACCAUAAAGUCAUUUAUUGAAGACUCUCAAGCUGGCAUUAAGAUAUCUCCUCAAGAUAACAAUUAUCUUGGGUUGAAUGAUAGGCUAGUGACACUGACUGGUACUCUAGAGGAACAGAUUCGGGCUAUUGAUUUGAUUUUAUCAAAACUGGCAGAGGAUCCUCAUUACACACAGUCCUCUAGUGCUCCUUUUCCGUAUGCUGGUGUUUUAGUUUUUGGUUUUCAUGGUAUUUCAUCUACGUUUAUGCUUCCUUCUGUUGGAACAGCUUCAGCAUACAAUGCAAUGAACAACUUUGGGUCAAAUGGAGCUGGAGGAAAGUUUCAGAAUAACAAGGGAGACCAGAGUAACUCGGUGACUAUUGGUAUUGCAGAUGAGCAUAUUGGGGUCGUUGUUGGCCGUGGUGGAAGAAACUUAAUGGAAAUCAGUCAGGCUAGUGGGGCCAGGAUCAAGAUAUCAGAUAGAGGCGAUUUCAUGUCUGGAACAUCCGAUAGGAAAGUGACCAUCACAGGACCACAAAGAGCAAUCCGUGUGGCAGAGGCCAUGAUAUCACAGAAAGUAGCAUCUGCUUCUGAGAGGUGAUGGAGUAGUUAAUUAUCGAGUUUUCUCAUCUAUCCUUGAGAGAUUUGUCUGUGAACUGAUUUACUUUUAAAUCUCUAUAUACAUCUGGCAAAUUUUGGCACAGUAGAUUAGCAAAAAUUGAAUCUCUGAUGGAUCACCACAGAACCCAAAAGUUUUUGUUGAAUAGAGCUUCAUGUUACAGAAAAUAUAUCUCAAGAGAGCAAAGUUGUUG
Camellia sinensis is the source of this 1110-nucleotide messenger RNA. The record is from RefSeq and is a predicted model, not a curated record. NCBI's taxonomy places the organism in Eukaryota, Viridiplantae, Streptophyta, Magnoliopsida, Ericales, Theaceae.